Molecule: messenger RNA, 1296 nt
Organism: Mizuhopecten yessoensis (Yesso scallop)
Lineage: Eukaryota; Metazoa; Mollusca; Bivalvia; Pectinida; Pectinidae
Product: baculoviral IAP repeat-containing protein 7-like
Exons: 2
Coding region: 72-902 (276 amino acids)
Biological process (GO): negative regulation of apoptotic process; regulation of cell cycle
Cellular component (GO): nucleus; spindle microtubule; cytoplasm
Molecular function (GO): cysteine-type endopeptidase inhibitor activity involved in apoptotic process
Source: RefSeq, a predicted model, not a curated record
GCGAAACAUAUUGUGUUUGUCCGUUCUUUGUAAGUGUAAAAGCGGAUAUAAAUAUCCCAUGUAUCUAUCCGAUGCGUACACAGACUGACGUACAUGCAUUUUCCUGUUUGCUCAACACUUCUUAUAUAUCUGUUAUAGGAACGGGGCAUAAUUUAAUAUUUUACAAACUCCUAAUGGAUAUUGCUCCUCCACCACCAAUAGAACGAUACCGGCAUUUCAGGGACCCAGAAUUACGAAAAAGAAGUUUUGGAAAAUGGCAGAAAUACACCGAGCCAUUUAUAAAGGCACUUGUUGACGAUGGCUUCUUUAGUAUAGAUGAAGAGAAACGGAAAGUGCAGUGUGUUAACUGUGGUGGAGUUCUUUGUGGCGUUGAAGAAGGACAAAAUAUCCACAUCACACACUAUCGUCAUUUUCCUAAAUGUGACAGGUUUAAGUACAGAGAACCUGACUUUUUAAGUCUGUUCAAAAAUCCUCUGGUUAUCAGUGACGCGACAGUGGCGGACGGUGUGUUAGGAACCAUUGAUGUGGCGCCGUAUAUCACAGGGAACCACGGAGUUAGCGAGGGGUGCUAUUUAGAUGGUAGGGUGGAGGACACGUCAAAUCCUGUUAACGUGCUAGGGGACACGAAAUACCCGAAACACAUCUAUUAUUCCAUUUACAUAGACAGACUGAGAACCUUCAGUAAUUGGCCAGCUCAUUUUAAACAGACACCGGAUGACCUUGCUAGAGCUGGAUUCUUUUAUGCAGGUGUUGAUGACUUGUGUGAAUGUUACUGCUGUGGUGGUCAGCUGGAUGGCUGGGAAGAUGAUGAUGACCCUCAGCAAGAACAUAACAGGUGGUUUUCUGACACAUGUCCAUUAUACCAAGCAAGACAGAGGCGACCAUCAGCUCAGGUCGGGUGACAAAUGAAACCAAUGUGGUGCGAAGUAACUAUAUCGUAGACUUCAGUUCCUUGUCGCUAAGGUUAUGGAGGCACUGUUAUACUCCGAGGGAAAACAGGGGUCGGUAAAUUGCAGACAGUUUGCCAUUUGAGAUGUAGCUCUUGUAGUGUCAAAUUCAAAUAUGAAAGACACUGCCUUGAUAUAUAUCAAUAUAUCUUGUUGAGUGUACUGUUGCCUAACCAAGUGAGAUGACGUUAUUAUAAAACGGGAGAGACUCUGCCCUGUAAGGCUAACGUUGUGUCGGUAUCCACUUCAAUUGAAGAUAGAUCACAGAUUAUUUGAAGCAGUGGAAUAUGCAGUAUUAUAGGGUUACGUUAUGUGGCUUGUACAAACAAUAAAUACCCUCUUAAACUCG